Messenger RNA from Syngnathus acus (greater pipefish), 1642 nucleotides. RefSeq names its product urotensin-2 receptor. The coding region runs from base 104 to 1177 and encodes 357 amino acids. Gene Ontology annotation, cellular component: membrane. Gene Ontology annotation, biological process: regulation of blood pressure; blood vessel diameter maintenance; neuropeptide signaling pathway. NCBI's taxonomy places the organism in Eukaryota, Metazoa, Chordata, Actinopteri, Syngnathiformes, Syngnathidae. The record is from RefSeq and is a predicted model, not a curated record. The transcript has 2 exons. Gene Ontology annotation, molecular function: urotensin II receptor activity.
CGAUCUUGCAGGCUGAUAAGCGACGGACGGGAGACACAGGCUGCGAACAAAACGAGCGCAUCUUUCCAAAAACUUCUCCGGUGCGCAAAGCAACGGGGGAGACAUGGAGAGGAGGACAAAUAAGUCUUUUUUGAGUGCUGCUCCGCCGACAGCCGAUGAGGAACUCGUCAUCACCUCCACUUUUGGGACCCUCCUGUCCGUCGUGUACAUCGUCGGGGUGUCCGGGAACGUGUACACGUUGGUGGUGAUGUGUCACUCCAUCCGCUUCGCGACCUCCAUGUACAUCUCCAUCAUCAACCUGGCUCUUGCUGACCUGCUCUACCUGUCCACCAUCCCUUUCGUGGUGUCCACCUACUUCCUAAAGGACUGGUACUUUGGCGACGUGGGCUGCCGCGUCCUGCUCAGCCUCGAUCUCUUCACCAUGCACGCAAGCAUCUUUACGCUGACGGUCAUGUGCUCCGAGCGCUACCUGGCCGUCACCAAGCCUCUGGACACGGUGCGCCGCUCCAAGAGUUACCGCAAAGCUCUGGCGUGGGGCGUGUGGCUCCUCUCCUUGCUCCUCACCGUGCCCAUGAUGGUCAUGGUUGCCGAGACGAGCGCCGAAUCGCCGGACGGGAAAGUGAAAAGAAUGUGCGCGCCCACAUGGGCGCCGCUCGCCUACAAAGUCUACGUGACGGUUCUGUUCGGUACCAGCAUCAUGGCGCCGGGUCUCAUUAUCGGUUACCUGUACGUCAAGCUGGCGCGCACCUAUUUGGAAUCCCAGCGCAACUCAUCGGUGAUCAGCAAAGGCGCAAAGCGCACGCCGAAACAAAAGGUGCUUCUUAUGAUCUUCACCAUCGUGUUGGUGUUCUGGGCGUGUUUUCUGCCCUUUUGGAUCUGGCAGCUGCUGCCUCUCUACCACGGCAAGCCGCUGAGCCUGGCCUCGAGGACGCACACCUGUAUCAACUACCUGGUGGCCAGCCUCACCUACAGCAACAGCUGUAUUAACCCUUUCCUCUACACGCUCCUCACGAAGAACUACAGGGAGUACCUGAAGAACAGACACAAGAGCUUCUACAGGUACACCUCAUCGUUUAAGCAGCGGCCACCCAGCCUGUAUUCUUGGGGUAGACCAGCAUCUUCCAGUAAUCAUUUGGAGUUUACGUCAGAGACGUUCGUCAUGGGGACGUUCAAGUGAUGUGGGAACCACUGGGAAGUCAAGUGGAGGGAAGGGAAGGGAGGCUUUUGAGGAAGCACAAGAGGUAGGUGGAAAAGUUGUUGCAUAGAGCCAAUGUCAAGUUGCUGCUGAGACGACUUUUCCCACUAUACAUCAUUUUCCAAACAAUGUGUGGCUAUAUUGAUGGAAAAAGAUUUGGUCAGGGAAUAACCUGAGGCACAUCCUGUUCAUGAUGUUCUUUAUGGACAAGCAACUAAUGCUCAAAUGAGUCUCACGUUUAAUUGAUAUGGUUUUAAUGAAAGAAGCUUGUUUACUUGAAUCGGCCUUAUUAAUGUAUUAUCAUCUCAAACAGACACCUGUUCUUUUAAGCAUCGAAAUACUCAAAGAGGCAUUAUUUUUAAAACAAACCUCAGAGUUUGGAUUGUCAUUGUGCAGGGAAACGUGCAAAGGGUAGUAUGGUAAAGCUAUUGUGAUAUAAUUCAGUUC